AUGGGGUACGUAAAACAGGAAAAACACCCACUCGAAUACGAAUAUUUACAACCGGAGCAUUUGAAAGGAUUCGAUUCUUACAAGUAUAACUGUGUCGACAACUCUCCAUUAUCAGUCUACGUCUCACACCCGUUUUGGAAUUGGUUAGUAGAGUUCUAUCCACGAACAUGGGUCCCGAACGUACUAACACUCGUUGGAUGGGGAUUCGUUAUGGCUGGAUUUUUCAUCGAAGGCUAUCUUGAUUAUCGAAUUGACAGAAACUCCGACGGAUCUUUGAAUCCAAUUCCAGAUUGGUUCUGGUUCGCAGCUGCUCUUUGCACAUUCCUUGGUCAUACAUUGGAUGGAACAGAUGGAAAACAAUCUAGAAGAAUUGGUGCAAGUGGUCCGACUGGAGAGCUUUUCGAUCAUGGCCUCGAUUCUUGGUCAACUGUUCCAUUCACCAUUACAAUUUUCUCAAUUUUCGGACGUGGAAGGUUCAGUAUAUCGUCUGUUGAACUGUUAUGUGUGCUGAUCAGUACACAAAUCGUGUUCUUCACCACACAUUGGGAGAAGUACAAUACUGGAAUCAUGUUCUUGUCCUGGGCCUACGAUGUCAGCCAAUUUGGUCUCGUUAUUGUGUACCUCUGGACCUACGUCGUCGGUUACAAAUGGUUCCAUUUUGAUUUGUUUGGUGUUAAUUUCGCGCUCACAUUUGAAAUUGGAUUUUACUUGUGCUGUCUGAUGUCCUUGAUUGCUUCUGCCUACAAUGUCAACAAAGCUGAAAAACUGAAACAACCAACACUACUUGCCGGAGUCCGUCCAGCAUGGCCAGUAUUGGUUCUCUUCGCAUCUUCAAUCUUUUGGGCCGUCAAGUCGCCAACAAAUGUUAUUGAUGCUGAUCCCCGAUUUUUCUUCUUCUGCAUGGGAACAGUUUUCAGUAAUAUUACGUGCCGACUGAUCAUUGCUCAAAUGGCGAGCACAGUAUGCGAUAUAUACAAUUUGACACUUGGAAUCUAUCUCGCAACAAUUGGCAAGUCUCUUGCCUUCUACAGUCCAGCACACGAGCUACUAAUCCUUCGACUUUCUACUCUCGUCAUAACUGCCCUCCAUCUCCAUUAUGGAAUCUGUGUGGUUCGCCAACUCUGCCGGCACUUCAAAAUUUACGCCUUCGACGUCUCGUAUCUUCAAAAUCGAAGCAAAUAA
Messenger RNA from Caenorhabditis briggsae, 1182 nucleotides. The record is from RefSeq and is a predicted model, not a curated record. Gene Ontology annotation, molecular function: ethanolaminephosphotransferase activity. NCBI's taxonomy places the organism in Eukaryota, Metazoa, Nematoda, Chromadorea, Rhabditida, Rhabditidae. Gene Ontology annotation, cellular component: Golgi apparatus; endoplasmic reticulum membrane. Bases 1 to 1182 code for a protein of 393 amino acids. The transcript is spliced from 9 exons. Gene Ontology annotation, biological process: phosphatidylethanolamine biosynthetic process.